AUGGCUGCCUCCAGUGGGUGCACGUUCAACUUCAAUGUGGGAGUUUUAGGACACGUCGACAGCGGUAAAACAAGUUUGUCAAAGGUACUAAGUACGGUGGCAAGUACAGCAAGCUUUGAUAAAAAUCCUCAAAGUAAAGAAAGAGGGAUCACUCUUGAUUUGGGGUUCUCGUCGUUCUGUGUUGACUUGCCAGAUCACCUGACGGGGGAGAUUGGCAGUUCCGGCGGUUCCCAGAUUCAGUAUACGCUGGUUGAUUGCCCUGGACAUGCAUCCCUUAUUAAGACCAUCAUCGGAGGUGCCCAGAUCAUUGAUCUAAUGAUGCUGGUGGUGGAUGUCACUAAAGGGAUGCAGACACAAACCGCUGAAUGUCUGGUCAUUGGGGAGAUUGCCUGUCAGAAAAUGGUUGUAGUUCUCAACAAAGUGGAUCUUUUACCAGCAGGAAAGAGGGAAGCUAUGGUGGAGAAGAUGAAAAAGAAGAUGCUGAAGACACUUGAAGCCACAAAGUUUGCAAAUUGUCCGAUGGUAGCAGUUGCUGCUAAGCCAGGAGGGCCUGAGGCUCCACACACGGAGGCAAUUGGUUUGACAGAUUUGAUUGACAUACUGAAGGCCAACACAUAUGUGCCCCAACGUAGUCGAACGGGGCCCUUCAUCUUUUCUGUGGAUCACUGUUUCUCCAUUCGUGGUCAGGGCACUGUGAUGACUGGAACGGCACUGAUGGGCAAUAUAGCCCUCAAUGAUACAAUAGAAAUCCCAUCUAUGAAAGUAACGAAAAAAGUGAAAUCCAUCCAGAUGUUCAAACGACCGAUUGACCAGAUAUCGCAGGGUGACAGAGCAGGUGUUUGUGUGACCCAGUUUGACCCCAAACUGUUGGAACGUGGAUUGGUGUGCAGUCCAGGAGCCUUGCCUACAAUAUCAGCAGCAGUUGUGGCCAUUGAACGCAUCACCUACUACAAAGGUGCCAUUAACUCAAAGGCUAAGUUCCACAUUACCACCGGACAUGACACUGUUAUGGGACGAGUUUCCUUCUUUGGUCUCUAUGGUAACACAUCUACUGGCGCUCAAGGUGACACACCAGAUUCUACCUCCAAACCUUUUGACUUUAGCCAGGAAUAUGUUUAUCAGGAUGAGUUGAUAAAUGUAAAAAUUACGAAAAAGGAUAUUGGAGCAGAAAGUGAUACAGAACCUCUACCAGUGAAACAGUUUGCUUUGAUUGAGUACGAAAAACCAGUCACAUGUCCCCAAAACUCGCUUGUGAUUGGCUCAAAGCUGGAUACAGAUAUUCACACCAACAUGUGCCGAAUUGCCUUUCAUGGCCAUCUACUGGAAGGCAUUGUUGAUGAUUCAGAAAUGAAAACAGUUUUACCUAAGCUUAAGGUUUACAAGGUAAAAGUCCGUGAAGGUCAAGUGGAGCGAUGUCAGGAUGAAUAUUCUGUGAUAGGAAAAAAUCUGUUCAAGAAGGAGACAAACCUGCAGGCAUUUGUCAACCUGAAAGUGACAUUGUCAUCUGGGGAGAAAGGUCACAUUGAGGGAGGAUUUGGUCAAAGUGGAAAGGUCAAAAUCAGAGUUCCAGGGGGACUUCAACCCAGCACAUUCCAAAGGUAUUCUGGAACAAAGAAAAAAGGAAAGGGCAAACAGGCAUCAGAGGAUUCAACCAAUCAAACUGAAGGAGAGACUGAUCAAGAACCAGUCAAAAUCCUCCUUACAUUUAAGCGAUUUAUUUAUGAUCCAGAAAAGAAAAUGAAACAGACUUAAAAUAUAUCAGUAUUAUGAUGAGUGUUAAAUGAGAAUGUGUUGCAAAGAAUGGAAGUAUUUAAUUGUGAUGAUAAAGUUGAUGUAAAUGAUGUAAAAAAAUUAUUUAAAUGAAUGAAAUUAUUUGUGAAGCAUUGUCAGGUUUUUGAGACUGAUAAACUUCCUAGCAAGGAGACUACAACACCACUAAGUGAUAUGAUAACCACAUAGUAUUGUUGUUUUACUGUUCUUUCUUGUGUAAAGAACACAGAAUGAUUUUAAUAAUAUCUACAUUGUAACUACAGCAUUGAAAUCUUAAUAUAUAACAUAUCUGUUUUAGCAGAAUACAAAUGAACUUUAUUCUUACAAUUCUAUAUGAAUAAAAUGUGACCAAUA
Messenger RNA from Ylistrum balloti, 2124 nucleotides. RefSeq names its product selenocysteine-specific elongation factor-like. The transcript has 7 exons. Gene Ontology annotation, molecular function: GTPase activity; translation elongation factor activity; GTP binding. Gene Ontology annotation, biological process: selenocysteine incorporation. The coding region runs from base 1 to 1752 and encodes 583 amino acids. The record is from RefSeq and is a predicted model, not a curated record. Lineage: Eukaryota; Metazoa; Mollusca; Bivalvia; Pectinida; Pectinidae.